AUGGACGCCAUUGACGUCAAGGGCUUCAUCCCCGAGAACUUGAUUGAGAACGAAACCAAGUGGUUCUACGAGCAGCUCUCGAUCGACGACUCCUUCUUCGCUACCGAGUCCAUCGACAACAUUGUCUCCUACAUCCACACCCUCUAUUCUGCCAAGAUUGCUGCUUACGCUCGAACUGACAAGAAGCUUGACAUCCAGCUGGUGCGGGAGGACGAUGCCCACGCUUUCUACAUCGACACCUCUAACCCUGGCACCACCAACCUCGAGGGCCCCCAGUACGAGACCCGAAUCGACGAAAAGUACCUGUCUAGCCCCAACGGCAAGUUCCGAGUCGAGACCUUCCGAGCCACCAACGACUCCAUUCCUGGUGACGGCGCUCUGCGAUGCUACUUUGUCUACAAGUGCGACUUCAUCGAGCCCAACCCCAAGGAGGGCGAGACUGAUCUGACCAAGAUCUCCGACAAAACUUUCUACGAAAAGGCCACCGAGUACACCCGAGCCAUCUACUCUGAGAUUGUCAACCAGGUUGUCCAGCGAGAGGGCCCCGUCAUCGAGAUGUUUGAGAUUGACGGCUCUCGAGAGCGACGGGUCAUUAUCGGAUACAAGCAGGAGACUACUCCCGGCUACUUCUCCGCUCUGUCCGAUCUGUACCACUUCUACGGACUCACCUCCACCCGAAAGUACGUCGAGCAGUUCUCCAACGGUGUUACCAUCAUCUCCAUGUACCUGGUUCCCGCCUUCCCCCAGACCGCCAACACUGCUGAUGAGAUCAAGGCCAUGAAGCGGUACCCUCCCAUUGAGAACUCCAUCCACCAGAUUGUCAAGGAGGCCUCUCUGCUCUUCUGCCUGCCCAACAACGCCUUCAAGCACCACUUUGCCCGAGGCGACAUGUCGCUGCAGGAGUCCAUCUAUGCCCACUGCGCCUUCAUCUUCGUGCAGCACUUCCUCAACCGUCUGGGCUCCGAGUACACCACUCUGCAGCAGAUGCUCGGCACUGGCAAGGAGCACGUUGAGAUUCUCGAGAAGCUCAAGCGACGACUGCGACAGGAGACCUUCACCCGAGACUACCUGUUUGAGCUGAUCAACAACCAGCUCGACGUUGUCAAGCAGAUGUACCUGCAGUUUGCCGACGUGCACUACAUCCAGUCUAAGUCCGAGGGUGACUCGUUCCUGCCUACCCUGUCUUACCAGCGACUGCAGACCCAGUCCGUUCUUUCCACCGAUGAGCUCAAGAAGCUGAUCCGAAAGAAGGCCGCCAACGACCACGAGGCCAUGGUAAUGGAGGCCUUCCUGACCUUCAACACCCACGUGCUCAAGACCAACUUCUACACCCCUACCAAGGUUGCUCUGUCGUUCCGACUCUCUCCCGACUUCCUCCCCGAGUCCGAGUACCCUCAACCUUUGUACGGUAUGUUCCUUGUAGUUGGUCAGGAGUUCCGAGGUUUCCACCUCCGAUUUGCCGAUAUUGCCCGUGGCGGUAUCCGAAUCGUCAAGUCUCGAAACCGAGAGGCCUACUCAAUCAACGCCCGAUCCAUGUUCGACGAGAACUACAACCUCGCCAACACCCAGCAGCGAAAGAACAAGGACAUCCCCGAGGGUGGCUCCAAGGGUGUCAUUCUGCUCAACAACGAGCACCAGGACAAGGCCGAGAUUGCCUUCCACAAGUACAUUGACUCGGUCAUUGAUUUGCUCCUCAAGGGCGACACUCCCGGCAUCAAGGAGCCCAUCGUUGACCUGCAUGGCUCUCCCGAGAUUCUGUUCAUGGGUCCCGAUGAGAACACCGCUGGCCUUGUCAACUGGGCCACCAUGCACGCCAAGCAGCGAGGCGCUCCCUGGUGGAAGUCUUUCUUCACUGGCAAGUCUCCUUCUCUCGGUGGUAUCCCUCACGACGAGUACGGAAUGACCUCUCUGUCCGUGCGAGAGUACGUCAAGGGUAUCUACCGAAAGCUCGAGAUUGAGCAGCCCACCGUGCGAAGGCAGCAGACUGGUGGCCCCGACGGAGAUCUCGGCUCCAACGAGAUUCUUCUCUCCGCCGAGAAGUACACCACAGUCAUUGACGGUGCUGGUGUCCUCUACGACCCCAACGGACUUGACCGAGAGGAGCUCCUGUCCCUGGCUAAGCGACGAGUCAUGAUCUCCGAGUACGACGCGUCCAAGCUCUCUCCCGAGGGUUACCGAGUUCUUGUUGACGAGAACGACGUGACUCUGCCAUCUGGUGAGGUUGUUUCCAACGGUACCCAGUUCCGAAACACCUACCAUCUGCGAUGCGAGUCUGUUGACAUGUUUGUUCCCUGCGGUGGUCGACCUGAGGCCAUUGACAUCAACAACGUCAGCCAGCUGUUUGUUGAUGGCAAGCCCAAGAUCAAGUGGCUCGUUGAGGGUGCCAACCUGUUCAUCACCCAGCAGGCCAAGCUCCGACUUGAGGAGGCCGGUGUCGUUGUCUACAAGGACGCUUCUGCCAACAAGGGCGGUGUGACCUCCUCUUCUCUGGAGGUUCUUGCCUCUCUUGCCUUUGACGACGAGUCUUUCGCCAAGGACAUGUGUAUUCGAGACGGAGUUGUGCCUGAGUUCUACAAGGCCUACGUCAAGGAGGUGCAGUCCAUCAUUCAGAACAACGCCCGACUGGAGUUUGAGGCUAUCUGGAGAGAGCACGAGAAGACCGGCAAGCCUCGAUCUAUUCUCUCCGACGAGCUGUCUAUCGCCAUCAACGAUCUGUCUGGUGAGCUCAAGAACUCCGCUCUGUGGGACGACGUGGAGUUCCGAAACUCUGUUCUGCACGAGGCUCUCCCCAAGCUGCUGGUCAACGAGAUUGGUCUCGAUGUUAUGCUCAAGCGUGUUCCCGAGUCUUACCUCAAGGCUAUCUUUGGCUCUUACCUUGCUGGCCGAUUUGUCUACGAGAAGGGUGCCAACCCUGGCCAGUUUGCCUUCUUUGAGUACAUGGCUGAGAAGACUAAGAAGCAAUAG
Molecule: messenger RNA, 2964 nt
Organism: Yarrowia lipolytica CLIB122
Lineage: Eukaryota; Fungi; Ascomycota; Dipodascomycetes; Dipodascales
Cellular component (GO): mitochondrion
Molecular function (GO): L-glutamate dehydrogenase (NAD+) activity
Source: RefSeq, a predicted model, not a curated record